Messenger RNA from Anopheles marshallii, 639 nucleotides. RefSeq names its product probable glucosamine 6-phosphate N-acetyltransferase (gene Gnpnat). Bases 1 to 639 code for a protein of 212 amino acids. Gene Ontology annotation, biological process: UDP-N-acetylglucosamine biosynthetic process. Gene Ontology annotation, cellular component: endoplasmic reticulum-Golgi intermediate compartment; endoplasmic reticulum; Golgi apparatus. Gene Ontology annotation, molecular function: monosaccharide binding; glucosamine 6-phosphate N-acetyltransferase activity. Lineage: Eukaryota; Metazoa; Arthropoda; Insecta; Diptera; Culicidae. The record is from RefSeq and is a predicted model, not a curated record. The transcript has 4 exons.
AUGGGUGGUCCACUGUCUGAGGAGGAGCUGUCAUUGUAUGAUCCUGCCCUUCUGCUGAGCCUCGACUUUUUUCGUUCACCGGCCAAUUUUAAUCCUCGCAUUUCUGCUGCCGUACCUGGUGAGAGUUGGCUAAAAGUAAGACCUCUCCAGUCGGGCGACUUUCACCGUGGGUUCUUACAAAUUUUAUCUCAGCUAACGAAAGUUGGUGAUGUUUCGCUGACACAAUUCCUCAAUCGUUUUGCUGAAAUGCGUGCAAGUGGUGACUACUAUGUGACUGUGAUUGUCGAUACGCGGUACGAUAAAAUCAUUGGCAGUGCUACUUUGGUAUUGGAACGCAAGUUUAUUCAUGGUUGUGCUACCAGAGGUAGACUCGAAGAUGUGGUAGUCGACGAUACAUAUCGUGGCAAGCAGCUCGGCAAAUUAAUUGUUGUUGCCGUAAAUCUGCUGGCGGAGCAUUUGGGUUGUUAUAAAAUGUCUCUGGAUUGCAAGGAUAAGCUGAUUCCUUUCUACAAAUCGAUUGGCUAUACCCUUGAACCGGGUAAUGCUAAUACGAUGAACAUUCGAUACGAGGCGGCAAAUGAUAGAAAUAUUAAGCGUAACGUUACAGGCAGCAAACCGGAAAACACAGAGCCUUUAUGA